Molecule: messenger RNA, 177 nt
Organism: Actinia tenebrosa (Australian red waratah sea anemone)
Lineage: Eukaryota; Metazoa; Cnidaria; Anthozoa; Actiniaria; Actiniidae
Source: RefSeq, a predicted model, not a curated record
AACCGUGGUCCAGUGGAUAAAUCGUUGUCGUUCAAGAUACUGAAGUCAAGCUCGGCUGAGGAGGUGUUAAAACUAUGGGAGGAUUAUUAUUCUAAGAAUGAGAAAUCAGCCGCUCAGCUUUUGAAAGCAUGUUCAGUUUUGAACGGAUCAAUUCGUGGCUACAUGCAAGGUAACUAG